This is a messenger RNA of Hipposideros armiger (great roundleaf bat), 2772 nucleotides long. It is a transcript of the gene OLFM1, whose product is annotated as olfactomedin 1. NCBI's taxonomy places the organism in Eukaryota, Metazoa, Chordata, Mammalia, Chiroptera, Hipposideridae. The transcript has 6 exons. The record is from RefSeq and is a predicted model, not a curated record. Gene Ontology annotation, biological process: signal transduction. The coding region runs from base 368 to 1741 and encodes 457 amino acids.
CCGCCCUCCCCGCUCCCGCGCGCGACGGUGGCGCGCGGGUCCCUCUGCGCCACCCGCCCCCGCCCCUUCCCAGCAAACUUUUGGCACCAGCCCGCGAGCCGCGCCUCCGAGCGGGGCGCGGGGGGCCGGGAGGAGGGGCCGGGAGGGGCCGCCCCGCCCCGGGCCGCGGAGCUGGGACCGAUCAAUAUGCAGAGCGGAGGCUCCGCGCAGCAGACCCCGCGCGCCGCCGGCUCCCGGUGCUGAAGGCGCGGGGACACGGCCAGGUGCCGCCGCGGAGCCAGCAGAGCCGGGAGCGCGUCCGCGUCCCCGCCGCCGCCGGCGAGCACCAGGCUCCUGCACGCCAGGGCGUUGGAGGUGGCAGCGAGACAUGCAACCCGCCCGGAAGCUCCUCGGCCUCCUCUUCCUCGUCCUGAUGGGCACCGAACUCACUCAAGUGUUGCCCACCAACCCUGAGGAGAGCUGGCAGGUGUACAGCUCCGCCCAGGACAGCGAGGGCAGGUGUAUCUGCACAGUGGUCGCCCCCCAGCAGACCAUGUGUUCGCGGGAUGCCCGCACAAAACAGCUGAGACAGCUACUGGAGAAGGUGCAAAACAUGUCCCAAUCCAUAGAGGUCCUGGACCGGCGGACCCAGAGGGACUUGCAGUACGUGGAGAAGAUGGAGAACCAGAUGAAAGGGCUGGAGUCCAAGUUCAAGCAGGUGGAGGAGAGUCAUAAGCAACACCUGGCCCGGCAGUUCAAGGCGAUAAAAGCGAAAAUGGAUGAACUUAGGCCUUUGAUACCUGUGUUGGAAGAGUACAAGGCCGAUGCCAAAUUGGUUUUGCAGUUUAAAGAGGAGGUCCAGAAUCUGACGUCAGUGCUUAACGAGCUGCAAGAGGAAAUUGGCGCCUAUGACUACGAUGAACUUCAGAGCAGAGUGUCCAAUCUUGAAGAGAGGCUCCGUGCGUGCAUGCAAAAGCUAGCUUGCGGCAAGCUGACGGGCAUCAGUGACCCCGUGACCAUCAAGACCUCAGGCUCGAGGUUCGGGUCCUGGAUGACAGACCCCCUGGCCCCAGAAGGUGAUAACCGGGUUUGGUACAUGGACGGUUACCACAAUAACCGCUUCGUCCGUGAGUACAAAUCCAUGCUGGACUUCAUGACCACGGACAACUUCACGUCCCACCGCCUCCCACACCCCUGGUCCGGCACCGGGCAGGUGGUCUACAACGGCUCCAUCUACUUCAACAAGUUCCAGAGCCACAUCGUCAUCCGGUUUGACCUGAAGACGGAGAGCAUCCUAAAGACGCGCAGCCUGGACUACGCCGGCUACAACAACAUGUACCAUUACGCCUGGGGCGGCCACUCGGACAUCGACCUCAUGGUGGACGAGAGCGGGCUGUGGGCCGUCUACGCCACCAACCAGAAUGCAGGCAACAUCGUGGUCAGCAAGCUGGACCCCGUGUCACUGCAGGUGCUGCAGACCUGGAACACCAGCUACCCCAAGCGCAGCGCCGGCGAGGCCUUCAUCAUCUGCGGGACCCUCUACGUCACCAACGGCUACUCAGGCGGCACCAAGGUGCACUACGCCUACCAGACCAACGCCUCCACCUACGAGUACAUAGAUAUCCCCUUCCAGAACAAGUACUCGCACAUCUCCAUGCUGGAUUACAACCCCAAGGACCGCGCCCUGUACGCCUGGAACAACGGCCACCAGGUCCUCUACAAUGUCACCCUCUUCCACGUCAUCCGGUCCGACGAGUUGUAGCCGCCAAGGGUCCAAGUCCUCCCCACGUGGACAUUCCUGUGAAACAGCUGCCAAAAAAAUAAUAAUAAUAAACCCCACUCACGAUAUUAAUAAUGCUAAUCUUGGAAACUCAUCAGCGGCGUGGAGUGCGGCAGCGUGUGAUGGCAUGACCUCCGUGAUUCUCCAGCUCAGGCCAGAGGGCAACGGCUUUGGGAAGAAACCCCCAUCUUUGCAGCUGGAACUGCAGCCCAGGGCUCCCCGGUUCUGCCCCUGUCACCGCCCCGGUCCCCUUUCUGGUCAAAUAACAUACUAAAGAAGCAAGGCGAUGACUGUUGGCCAAUGUCGCCCAAGAACAGCCCACUGUUAGGAUCGCAUGGACCUCUCCUUAGAGCGUGGUCGGCGCCGAUGGACGGGAUUGUCGUGUGUCAUUGAGAGCACCCCCCGGGCCGCGCUUGGCAUCCGGAGGGGUCCACGUAGGCUAGUUCAGCUUGUACCCAUCACAGCGGCUGUUCCUCGACUGUGUGUUGUGUCUUAGAUUAACGUGCUGAGACCCCAGUAGCCCGUGGCCCCGUGUCUAGUACCUGCCGCGCAGUCGUUGGCGUGUGCAGCACGGACAGCCGCGGUGCCCACCCACGUGAACGUGCCCGACCCCUAGUGUAUUGUGCAACGUCUGUCAUUGUCUCCUUGAGGUGGUAACUCUGUACGUUCGGUUUAUGCAAUGGAUGUUGUAAUGCAGUGCCGUAGUUUGGAUCAGUAAGUGGAUGGUUCUUGUUUCUAAAAAAAAUAAUAAUAAUAAUAAUCAGUGUUCACCCUUAUAGAGAGAUAAUCAAGUUCGUGUUGAUAAUAAUCAAAGGAAUUAUUUGCUUCUUGUUCAAUUAUCUAAACCAUGUAACCGCGGAUGAGAAGGGCUCAUCUAGGGGAAGGCCCAUUUCCCGUGGGAAGGGAUGUCCCCGAGGGCGUCCGUGUGAGGAAAGUACAUUUUUUAAGUAAAAAAGAGGGGAACUUUGUACUCUCCAGUUAUCUAAGGAACAAUAAAAAUAUUAGGAGACGUU